AUGAAUUUCAAAGCCUUGUUUGACGGUAGCAAAUAUCUUUCACCGGAAGUGCAAGCCAAUCUACACGAAGGUUACCGAUUGUAUCCUCUUCGAUCCAUGGACUAUGACAGAGGGUAUCUUGACGUGCUAUCCGUCUUGACUGAAGUGGGUCAACAUACGAGAGAGAGCUGGAACAGCCAAUUCCAAUUUAUGAAAAAACACAAUGAUACUUAUUUUACCAUCACCAUUACUGACGAGAAGACAAACCGUAUUGCUGCUACUGGUACCAUCUUGAUUGAGCACAAAUUUGUUCACUUCAAUGGUUGUGUGGGUCAUAUUGAAGAUAUUGCUGUUGAUGCCUCGCAUCAAGGCAAAAAAUUGGGUCUUCGCGUCAUAGAAGCACUGAAGUAUAUUGGACAAGUCAAUGGCUGUUAUAAAGUCAUUUUGGAUUGUAAUGUCAAUAACAUUCCAUUUUAUGAAAAGUGCGGUUUCACACCCAAAGAAAGUCAAAUGGCAUGGUAUAUUCCUCAAGACAAGCCUCACUUGUAG
Mycotypha africana is the source of this 528-nucleotide messenger RNA. RefSeq names its product acyl-CoA N-acyltransferase. Gene Ontology annotation, biological process: UDP-N-acetylglucosamine biosynthetic process. The record is from RefSeq and is a predicted model, not a curated record. Gene Ontology annotation, cellular component: Golgi apparatus; endoplasmic reticulum-Golgi intermediate compartment; endoplasmic reticulum. The coding region runs from base 1 to 528 and encodes 175 amino acids. Lineage: Eukaryota; Fungi; Mucoromycota; Mucoromycetes; Mucorales; Mycotyphaceae. The transcript is spliced from 2 exons. Gene Ontology annotation, molecular function: monosaccharide binding; glucosamine 6-phosphate N-acetyltransferase activity.